Messenger RNA from Drosophila yakuba, 690 nucleotides. RefSeq lists its product as uncharacterized. The record is from RefSeq and is a predicted model, not a curated record. NCBI's taxonomy places the organism in Eukaryota, Metazoa, Arthropoda, Insecta, Diptera, Drosophilidae. Bases 343 to 609 code for a protein of 88 amino acids. The transcript has a single exon.
AAACGAAACUGAUGACAACUGCUGGAUGAACACGGCGUUUUAUACCCAAAUGACCACCCACAAUUAGCCUUGGCACUUAAGCUCAGCUCUUGGAUUUCUUGGCCCACCAAUUUAAUUAGCCAAAGUACGCGCAACCGUACAUAAAUCCGUUCGCAGAAGCCAACUGCAAAUGGUACGUGACUGGCCUGAGCAACAUAAUUGUGUUUUCGGCCGGAGACCUUGCAAGGUCGCUAAGCAUUCGGUUGUGGGGCUAUAAAAGCCACAAGUCUGGGCUGUUUUAGACAUCAGUUGCAUUUGUUCAAUCCGACAAGUAAAGCCAAACAAAAAACCAAACCUUCCAAGAUGUUCAAGUUCGUCGCCGCCGUCAUCUUCGCUCUGUUUGCCUGCGUGGCCGCCAAGCCCGGAAUCGUGGCUCCUCUGGCCUACUCUUCCCCCUACGUAGCCUCGCCCUACGUGGCCUCUCCCUACGUGGCGUCUCCAUAUGUGGCAUCUCCCUACGUGGCUGCUCCCUACACCGCCGCCUACUCAGCUCCCUACACCGCUGCCUACACCGCCUCCUACGCUGCUCCCUAUGCCGCCUACACCUCUCCUCUUCUCCUGAAGAAGUAGAUUGCAGGAUGGAUGAUCAAUUUAGGAGUAUAAUACACGGACACUCGCAAUGAAACUGAAAUAAACUCGCAAACAACCGAA